GUGCCUGUCAUAUACCAUUGAUCUUAUAACGAGUUGUUUCAAAACGUAUCUAACCAGCUUGGCUUCCUUCCAUAUUGAUGGCCGUCACAUCUUUGGAAUGUACCAUUUUUGGGUUCCAUGGGUCGUAGGGUUUCGAAAUAGUUUCACUGUGUCGAUUAGUCUUGACAUACUGUGAGACAAUAUUUAAAUAUAGUAUAUGAUUAAUUAUUACAUGUAAUGUUUCGCAAAAUGGUAUUGAAUCGUCACAUAAUUAAACCGACAUUUAUCGGAUAACAAUUCAAGCUCAAAUACAAUGGAAUGGCCCGCCAUAUUGAGCAUCCCGCCAAAAGAACUUGCGCGAGGAAGAAAGUGUGUGUCAGGUAGCAGCUGGUGUUAAAAUGUCUUCGGAACAAGUUGAAAAACUCGAAAAGAAAGUUAGAAGACCCGAGUGUGCUCGCUGUCGUAACCACGGCAUCAUCAGUCAUUUGCGGGGUCACAAACGAUUUUGUCAGUUCACUAACUGCAUGUGUGCAAACUGUAUACUGAUUGCACAGAGACGAAAGGUUUCUCGGGAGCAAAUAGCAUUACGAAGGCGCCAGGAACAAGACGAGGCAGCAGGGCUGUUCAUUCCAGUUCCAGAAAACUUGUUGAAUGGUCGCAGUAGCGAUACAAUUGGCUGUCAUCUGAAGAUGCUGAGGCAGAAGUUCCCUAACAUGAGUUUAGGCCGGAUCCAUGCUGUACUGAAGGACACAGGAAACAUGGAACAGACUAUUGCUAGACUACAGAAAGAGGAGCUGGGGAGAGAUGGAUCUGAUGGCACCUGGAAAGUCAAUUACAGCCUAGGUUCAAGCAUGGUGGCCAAGUCUGAGCCUCCUCUCCUGCCCAGUGAGUACUGUGGGGGCAGCAGCUACUACUCCCGCGCCCCGUCGUACAGCUCCCUCCACCAUCUGUACAGCACCUACCCCACCUACUGCAAGACCAGUCCAACCAGCAGUCCCCUCCACACCUACAAUGUAGCAGACUACCAGUACGCACAGCCACCGCAGUUCCUUCCAUCUGCCCCUCCCGUCACCAGCCACACACCCCAAGGGUAUCAGCUGAUCAACGCCAUGGACCUCCCAUACAGUGAGACGGCCUCCACUGAACCUGGGCUGUCCACAAAAAGCUUUACUCAGUACACCAGUCUGCGUGAUGAAGCUGAUGAGGUCCGGAAGACGUCAACCAACCAGUCCCCCAGUAGGCUUUCAUCAGAUGAUGAAGGCGCCCUCAUGAUAGACUGUUGACAGCAUUCAGUGAUGUCAGCCUCUCCCAACCAGUCCCCAGUAGGCUUUCAUCAGAUGAUGAAGGCGCCCUCAUGAUAGACUGUUGACAGCAUUCAGUGAUGUCAGCUUCCCCAACCAGUCCCCACUAGGCUUUCAUCAGAUGAUGAAGGCGCCCUCAUGAUAGACUGUUGACGUCAUUCAGUGAUGUCAGCUUCCCCAACCAGUCCCCCAGUAGGAUUUCAUCAGAUGAUGAAGGGGCCCUCAUGAUAGACUGUUGACGUCAUUCAGUGAUGUCAGCUUCCCCAACCAGUCCCCCAGUAGGAUUUCAUCAGAUGAUGAAGGCGCCCUCAUGAUAGACUGUUGACGUCAUUCAGUGAUGUCAGCUUUCCCAACCAGUCCCCAGUAGGCUUUCAUCAGAUGAUGAAGGCGCCCUCAUGAUAGACUGUUGACAGCAUUCAGUGAUGUCAGCUUCCCCAACCAGUCCCAAGUAGGCUUUCAUCAGAUGAUGAAGGAGCUUUGAUUGUUUCAAAUUAACUAUGAGUCUGGGGGUGCUCAGUGUUCAAAGUUGAGCAUUAACAGCAAGGGUUCCUGUCAUUGCCUUCAUUCUAAAAGUAUACAAUAGGAGAAAAUCUCAAGACCCCCCCUCCCCCAUUAAUUCCAAAACGUAUGUUCUUGUGCAAUGUUUAAAGAGAAGAAAUAAGGGAGUCGCUAUAUUCAAAUACUGAGAAGAAAACUUCAAGGAGCCCAGGGCCCUGUUGAUAGACUGAUGUCCUCAAGUCAUGAUUGAAUUGCCAAACAGGGAUAUAAAUUAACCAAGAACGUCUUCUAGCCCUAAUGGUGCAAACAUAUGGCAAUACUACCAAUCACCCACCCACCCCCAAAUGUUUGAAAUUCUACUUCCCCAUAUAGGAUAACUUUAAAGUUAACAAAGCUGGCCGGGCUGGCAGGCAAUGUCUGAUUUCUUUCCCUGCCAAUACUAAUCUACAUUUGCGCAAACUGACCCUUAGAAUCAUUACGUUUGAGAUUUAUGUUAACUGGGGUAUCACCUAAAUGUGCCACAGCCUGUCACCCAGGGUAGGGGAGACUACAUUCCAUUGCUAUUUACUGUGCAAAGAUGAUUUCUGUCUUUCUCAAAUAAUAAAUUCUUGAUAUGGACUUUCUGCUUCCUGGUGGUGGUAAGUAACGUAUAUAGAUAUGCACGGGUGAGAACCUUUCGGAUCCGCAAAUUUAAGUGACCACAAACUUGUUAAAAUCUGAUGGCUUCCUUCAUAAACACCCCCAAAUUAUUGACCGAGCUCCAUUGUUUCAGCUGAAAAGGAAAAUAUCCAUUCUCAUCCCUGGAUAUGUGUCUAUAUUAUGUGUAGCAAAGCUUUGCAAUGGAGGUAUUGGAACCGUGUAUACAGAAUGCAUUAUCGGUAAGACACAAAGUAGCCUUGACAACUUGAAAUUAUGGGAGAGUUCUCUGUACAUAAUAAAAAGAGAGUGAGUAAAUUAUUAAUGCUUCAGUCCGCAAUAAUCACGACAUUCUCAUCUGGAAUGAUGGCACCCAAUCAGCCAAGUCACCCAGUGCAACUCGUCUCCUGUUGCGACCAGAACUAGGAAGCUGGACCCCAUCCUAUCCCCCACCCCCAGUCCCAAAACAAUACAAGUACACAUAUUACAGGUUUUAAAAAAAAAUCAUUAACAAAUGUGUGUAACUUCCAUAACGAAAAAAGCUUUCACUAGUAUGUUCUUCAACUAGAUGUAAUGUUACCUCUUGAGUGCAAGAGAACAAAACUGAAACCUAUUGAGAACAACUUCAAAUGCUUGAUACAUGUUGAGUUAUGUUUGUGCUAGUAAUUUGAUCAGACUUCACGAUUGUUUACUUCAUAUGUGGGACAUUUUGUGAGAGUAAAAGAUGUCCUUAUAGAUGUUUGCCAUCACUGACCGUUCUUGGCAACACCAUCAAAUGUGACGUUCGUCUUCUUUUAGUUUUUAAACAAUCAUAUUACAAACAUAUUUAGAAGUCAGUUCAGUAGGUCAUGUGUUGCAUGCUUACAGUUAAGGUGCAUUAUUAACUUGUCAAACCAAACGUCCAUGCAAGUUUGUGUCCUGGCUCAUUUUUUAAAGACAACACUAUUUUCUCGGAUCAUGAGGUCUUUGAAACUUGCUGUGUGAACAAUCCCAGCAAUAACUGGAAAAAUAAAUGUUAUCGGAAUGUAAUCAUGGAAGCCCUGUAAACAUGGUAUAUCAGUUUGGUUCCCUUGGAUAUUGCCAUAUGAUUAUAUAUAAAUUUAGAAUUGAUGUAGUUGAUGUGGAAAACAUGUAUUAUAUUUUGCAAGGAUGCUGCUAGCAUUGCCAUUGAUUGAUUAGUUAAUAACAUAUAUGAUACUUCACUCCAAUUAUUUGAAAAGUGAUCUUAUAUUAAAAUCCACUAAGCCAUGCCUGGCUAAUGGCGUGACUCCCUUUGAUGAUGUUGAAGUAACAGCAGCAUGUCCUUUAUGUUGUCCAAGUGACUGAAGACGCGUUGGUAUAAUGGUAGUUAUACAGUGGGUGUUUUACUUUUCAAUAGGUUUCUAAAUGUUUGCUUUUUUGGUUAAUUGCCACUUGAUCAGUAUGAAUUACUUCUUAUCAUGAUACAGUGUGUUGAUUUGUGUUUUGGAAAUAUGAAAUAUGUUUACAUUUCAUAGUUUAUUUUUGUACAAUAAAGUUUAUCCUGCCUACUGCA
Molecule: messenger RNA, 3948 nt
Organism: Haliotis rufescens (red abalone)
Lineage: Eukaryota; Metazoa; Mollusca; Gastropoda; Lepetellida; Haliotidae
Exons: 5
Coding region: 378-1262 (294 amino acids)
Biological process (GO): regulation of transcription by RNA polymerase II; sex differentiation
Cellular component (GO): nucleus
Molecular function (GO): RNA polymerase II cis-regulatory region sequence-specific DNA binding; ubiquitin binding; DNA-binding transcription factor activity, RNA polymerase II-specific
Source: RefSeq, a predicted model, not a curated record